Molecule: messenger RNA, 335 nt
Organism: Haplochromis burtoni (Burton's mouthbrooder)
Lineage: Eukaryota; Metazoa; Chordata; Actinopteri; Cichliformes; Cichlidae
Product: calcium-dependent secretion activator 1-like
Biological process (GO): dense core granule exocytosis; synaptic vesicle exocytosis; positive regulation of exocytosis
Cellular component (GO): glutamatergic synapse
Source: RefSeq, a predicted model, not a curated record
AGGUGUUCCUGAAAAGUGACCGUGUGUCCCGGAUGGUGCAGAGUGGCGGCUGCUCAGCUAGUGACUCUCGGGAGGUUUUUAAGAAGCACAUAGAGAAACGUGUGCGCAGCUUACCUGAAAUUGAUGGGCUAAGCAAAGAAACAGUGCUGAGCUCCUGGAUUGCUAAAUUUGACACCAUCUACCGAGGUGAAGAGGACCCCAGGAAACACCAGCAGCGUGUAACAACCAGUGCUGCCUCUGAACUCAUCCUUAGCAAGGACCAACUAUAUGAGAUGUUCCAGCAGAUCCUGGGUAUCAAGAAGUUUGAGCACCAGCUCCUUUAUAAUGCCUGUCAG